This is a messenger RNA of Brassica napus (rape), 1575 nucleotides long. RefSeq lists its product as uncharacterized. The record is from RefSeq and is a predicted model, not a curated record. The transcript has a single exon. Bases 192 to 773 code for a protein of 193 amino acids. NCBI's taxonomy places the organism in Eukaryota, Viridiplantae, Streptophyta, Magnoliopsida, Brassicales, Brassicaceae.
AUUUAUGUUCAUAAGUAUCGGACCCAUAGACUUCUUUUUCCUAUAUUGAAACAAAUUUAUAAAAAAAACUCUUAUAUGCGUAGUAAAUAUAAUGUUUCCGUUAUAUAUAGACCAUAAGUUUCUUCAUUAAUCCCACUUUAGUUUCUUUAAAUCCCACCCCUCAAAGCAUAAGCCAAACCUCUCUUUCUCAUAUGCAACCACCACACGACCAGAUGGAGGUAUGUUCAACAGUCACGACCAAGAAGCUCUCAAGCCUCGCGAAACUAAUCCUCUUCACAAUCCAGAAGGUCUCAGACGCCUCACGUCACAAACUCCUCACUACGCUCGAUCCACACCUACUCGCAAAACACGGCAAGACCCUACGCAAGUCUCUGAACGACGUCGUAUCAACUUCCCACUCCCGCAUCACGUGCCGUCCUUCCGACCACGACGACGUACGAUCCUCCUUCAUCUCGCCUGUCCCCAUCCAGCUCCACUACGAGUUCAGCUGCAGCAGCACCCCACCGAGACGUUCCUACGCCCCAACCACCACCGGCUACCACGUCAGCAUCGGACGACGCAAACCGCUUAUCAACAAACGCCAACGCCACGCGUAUAUAAGGUACAACACGCUCCCUAAGGUCCGACACGUGGCGGCGGCCGUGUUUCCUGACGUAGCUAGCAGCACGGGAACCAUGGAUAGCUGCCACGUGGACAGAGCCGCCGAGGAGUUUAUACAGAGGUUCCAUAGACAGCUGAGGUUGCAGAGGUGGAUGAUGGCUCAGGAGGUUUAAAACAUUUGAUUCGUCAGCGUCACUUUCAUUACACCAAAUAUCAUAUCAAGUUAUAAAAAAAAAUCUAUACUAUAAUAGCAGAGCCGUGCCCACUAAAGAAAUUUUGAAGCAUUCGCUUCUGUUAAAUAAUUUUAACAAAAAAUUAUAGGGCAUACAUUUAUAUAUUUUAUUUUAUACAUACAUAGACAAUCUCUGUUGAUUGCUUCUUAACUAGAUUACAUAGAUCAACAAAUCACAAUCAAUGUUCAUUUCACAUCUUUUCUAUAAUUACAACUUAGAUAUUUCUAUAAUCACUUUUUACCAUAUUAAUUUUUUUCUUAAUCUUUAUAUAAUUCUUAUUGCUUGGUUUACAAAUUUAAAAGAAUCUAUGUAAUUAAAAGACUAAUUUGUAUGUUUUAGUUUUAUAUUUGUUAAAUAACAUAAAAUGAUAGUAAAAUACUUUUGUAUCUUCUAUCAAUUUUUUUUUCAAAAAUUGAUUACUUAUACAUUAGUUUGUCAUAAGACAAUAUUGUCAAAAAUAUGUAUUAUUUUUAUUUUGCUUACGACAUCAAAAAAGCUUCGCACGGCUCUGUAUAAUAGGUAACUUUCUUAGUCUCGUUUUAAAUUUCUAAGUUCUUCUUAAUUUUACGUUUUUCCUCUUUUGUAAUCCAUGAUCGUGUUUAGGAUCUGCGUGGAUGAAACUGUAGGUCAAUCAAUCUUUCGAGAUAGCUCUCUGUGUGUUAGCAGCGCAUGUAUCUGAAAAUAAUAUAUCGUUUAGUAGUAAAAUGAAUAAGUGAAAAUAUCUUUACAUAUGUUCAUGUAA